This is a messenger RNA of Caenorhabditis sp. 36 PRJEB53466, 4366 nucleotides long. The record is from the annotation of a GenBank genome assembly. Lineage: Eukaryota; Metazoa; Nematoda; Chromadorea; Rhabditida; Rhabditidae.
AUGAAAGUACUGCUGACUGUGUUGCUUCUGUUGCAUGCCAACGCGGCAUUCAAACCGCCUACGAUCGACGUUGAGGACCAUCAGGUUCAAGAACAUGGAAGUAUCGGAAGAUUUGUCGAGUUGGAAGAGCAUGAUGACCUUGUCUUGAAGUGUGCCGGCAGAUUUGGUUCGUUUGAAUUGUGUGACAUUAGUCAGUAAAUGGCUUUUUUCAGAUGACCUUAAGUUCGCAUUUCCCAAAAUGGAUGAGCAUGUUGGAUAUAACGAGGAAGACUUCCAGAAUCGAAUUGAAGAGUACGUCGACGAAGGGUUCGGAGACACCAUUCUGACUAUCAAAGACGUUCGGGAGUCUGACACAGGAACCUACUCGUGCGUUUCUGAGGAACACGCUUCUCUAAACGAUACCAUCCAUGUCUUUGUACAUGGCUCAAAAAUUUUUCUUCCACUAAAAUCGGUCGCCUACAUUUACAACGAAGGCGAAGUGAUGGUCCCUUGCAAAACUACCAAAUUCAUUGAUAAGAGUGAUAUUGAGCUUUUUGCCAACGACGGGCUCAUCAAAUCAGCUUCCAAAAAUUACGAUCAACGGUGAGUCAUCUAAUCUUGAACAUGUAAUGCAAAGACGUUUUUUUUUCAGUUAUGGCUACAAGCUUAUCAAAAAGAUGAACGACGCAAAACCGAUUGAAAAUGUUCGAUUCGAAUGCAGAUUCAGAAAGGACCCGUCACAAGAAGUUGACUUUUUGAUCUCUGAAACAUCAGUGGAUGACGAUGAAGGAGAUUUCAAAUUUUUUUGGGAAAAGGUAAAUCGUUUUAAUUCAUUUCAACCUCUUAAAACAUUUUCAGGGAACGGACUGGCCACAUGUUGGAUACAACUACACGAUCACCUGUCACUUAACGUAUUCCGGACCUUCAAAAAACUUUGGUUCGUUUCAACAUACACUGCAUGUGGAUUGUCCGCAAUGCUCUCAAGAUAUUGGUGUAAGUCAUUGGAAAUAUAAUCUUUUUUGCAAAGACGUGGAACUUACAGAGCCAUGCCUUUGCGGAUCGUCACCGUUUGAGCGGAACUCGAAUUUCUGCAACCAUUCGGAUUUCAAACCUGACACUGGCCGACUCAGGACCAUACAAAUGUGUCUGGCAACCAGAGUACAAAGAAAAGAAGGAAAUUGUGGAGACAAUCGACGUCGCACCGAACAAAGCUCAAAUCAAGAUUCUGGAAAGAAGUCCGCAGAUUCUGCGUAUGAAAGAAGGUCAUCCCAUUUCUCUCUCGGCUCAAUUCGCCGUGUACCCACUGGACGGAGACAACUACAAAGCUGUCUGGGGUCGAUUGUAUAAUUCUUCAAUCAAAGAAGGCCUUCAAAGCGAAACAAUCAGCAAUGACAAACAUCGAACGAUUGUGACAAGUGAUUCCGGAAAAGGAGCAUUUUCUGAGAAAUUGGACAUUUCUGGAGAUUCGGUGAAAACUGAUAUGAGUGGAACGUAAGUCAAUUGAGACAAAUCAUCUCCUAUUUCACAAUCCUCAUUAUUAAGAUACGUCUUGACCAUCUCACAUCUGGGCACUGUGCAAGUGAUUCAAUGGGAGGUGGCAAUUGAAAACACUGAGCCAGUCGUCCUAAUUACCAUCCGAGAACCGUCUUCAUUCAUUCUUUUUAACCAGUCUUUUUAUCCUUCGAACUACCAUCUGCAUGUGGAUUGUGUCUCGAUUUCGAUACCACCAACUGAGGUCUUUUUCGAGAAAAGAUCUGACCGCAAUUCAGAGUUCCAUCCAAUUGACUCGAAUCAGUUGACUCAAGUCGGAGGAACGUAUGAGAAUGGAUACAUUUAUAAUCUGACACUUGAAAACAAUAUCGAACUGAAAUGUUCCAGUCAACGACAUGGAAAGGUAGAGGAAACUGUUUGCUUGACUCCCCAGUUGUGUGUAUCAUUUAUUCUUCAGAAUUUCACCACAACAAAGAUGAUUAUUGUGGCCGAUGGGCAACCAACUGCUUCUUCUUUCGUGAACAAGAGUAGCUCAGCGACAGAGUCGGAAAAGAACUUGAAAGGACUGUUCGAAGGUGAUGACGUCACGCUUGUCUGUACAGUUCCGAAUGGGGCAACCGAUUUGGACGUGUCCUGGCGUCUCGACGACAAAGUUCUCAUGUCUGAAGUUCGCGAUGAUCCAAAUUCAAAUCAUUCGAAACAUUAUGUUCUACAUUUGAAGUGAGGUUUUGUAAAAUGUCAGUAGUUAAUUUCGAUUCUUGCAGAGACGUCACUUAUCAAUCGAGUGGAACUUACAAAUGCUACGUUCAAAGUAAAAGCACAAAAGGUGGAAAGCCGGAGAUUCUGGAGAAACACGUAAUUGUGGAGAAAACGGAGAAGCCAUACCACACAAGAGCUGAAUCCAUGACGUCCAUCAAGGUCCAUUACGAUAAGAAUUUUGAGUUGGACUGCAACUUGGCCGGAAAUCCGCCGCCAGUCUACCAAUGGUACAAGGACGGAAGGCCAUACACCCAUGGAGAUGUGGAUGGAACAGUGCUGCGAGUGACGAGGGCUCGUGCCGAAGAUGAAGGACAAUUUCAUUGUCUGGCGACUAACAGAGCUGGAUCCACUGACAACUUCUUCAGAGUGCACGUGAAAGGCGCUCCAAAAGGAUCGUGGCUCCCGGCUUGGCCCACUGCUUUCGCUAUUCUUCUUUUCCUCGGAAUCAGUAUUAUUCUUGGCUACAAGCUUUACGGCUCGAAAAAGAUAUCCAAGCAAAAGGACAUGUGAGUUGACUAAAUCUAUAAAUACUUCAUCUGUUAAUAUCCCUUUUCAGUGCUCUUUCGGAAUUACACGAAGCCCUCGUCCGCACUCACAACGGACCACUUCCUGAAGACAUGAAGGAUCAGCCAAUCGAUCAGCUUGUUUAUUACCUUCCGUACAACACUGAAUUCGAAAUCGCUGGCGAGAACCUGGAAAUCCUCGACGUGCUCGGUACCGGAAACUUUGGAAUUGUUCGAAAAGGUCUUCUGUCGAUGGCUGAUCCGAAAAGUCAGAUUGAGUACAAGACUAAACUUCCAGUCGCUGUCAAAAGUAACCACUUUUUGUCUUAAUUUCAUCCAAUUUUGUGUUUCAUUUUCAGUGUCUGCCAAUCGAUACGACAUUGCCCAGCAGAAAAUGCUUGCCGACGAGCUGAAAGUGAUGUGUGCGAUCGGAAGACAUCCAAAUGUUCUGUCUCUUGUGGGAGCAGUUACUAGGAGCAUGAGGAAGUAAGAUAUUAUAAAAAUCUACUGCGCAUUCCUUUUCAUUUUUCAGAGGACAACUGUUUAUUGUCACCGAACUGGUGGAAUGCGGAAACCUUUGUCAUUAUCUGACUGAACGCAGAAGUAUCUUCAAAAACGAACUAGUGGAAGACGAUGACGCGGACGAGGAGCCGCCGGUCGAUGAGAGCUACAUGGUGCCAAACAGUGCAAAAAAGAAGAAGUACACGUUCAAUAAGAACGGGGAAAGACAAAGUCUUCUCGGCGAAAACAAAGACACCUUGUGCAGCUCGGAUCUCAUCUCAUUCAGCAUGCAAAUUGCGAACGGAAUGGAGUAUCUGGCCACGGUUCCGGUGAGGAAAUACUCGAUUGUCAAUAAUAUUGUAUAAUAUUCAGUGUGUACAUCGUGAUUUGGCCUGCCGUAACAUUUUGCUGACAAAAUCCAAAAUCGUUCGCAUCGGUGAUUUUGGGUUGGCCAAGAAAUACGAAGACAAGCAGUAUUACAGGUAAGAAAAUCGAGAUUUUUGACAGAUAUCACUGCAAAGCCACGUUUUCAGAACAAAAAACAGCAAGGACACUCCGGUUCCAAUCCGCUGGAUGCCAUUGGAGUCGAUUCUGAACCAAAAGUUCACGGAGAAGUCGGACGUAUGGUCAUUCGGAAUCUGUCUCUACGAGAUUUUCACUCUGGGCGGCCUGCCUUACCCGGGUAUUGAAAGUACAAAAAUUGUCGACUAUGUCAAGCAGGGAAAUAUUAAUUCCCAACCUGAAUAUUGUCACGAUGAAAUGUAAGUUUACAGUGUAUUCGCUGACAGUCAUCCCAUAAUAUGCAAAUUUUCAGCUACAAACUGAUGAAAAUGUGCUGGUACCGGUCUUCGGCAGAACGUCCAACCUUUUCCGAGUGUGUCCAAUUCUUCAAACGGCACAUGAUUAUCUCCGCCAACAGGGUAAUACAAUAUUUCCGAUUUUAGUGUGUAUGUGUUGAUUUUUUUCAGCUUCUCGAGCACGUGGAUGAUAUGCUCCGUUUGGAGAAGCAACACCAGGCUGAGCUGGAAGACUGGAUCCGCCCGUCUCGCCCCGAUAUUCCGGGUAGCGCUUUCCAGAAACCGGCUAAGAAACCGCAAGACCAAAGAUAUCUCGUUGUGGAUGCGCACGAAUAG